UUGCCAGGCAGAUGCUGUACCAUUGAGCUAAAUCCCUGGCCCCUGUGGAAAUUUUUUAACAUACCUGCUGCAAGAAAGAAGGUACACUGCAUGACACAGUGCAUUUGAACAGCAGAGGCCAAAGCAAUCACCUGCUGUAGACAGUGUAAUUUUUUCCUCUUUGUAUUUUGCAACAGGGUCUCACUAUGUAUUUCAUACUGGACACUGGCCUCGAACUCAAGGAGAUCCUCUCGCCUCAGCCUCCCAAGUGCUGGGAGUAUAGGUGUGUGCUAACCUAUUCUGCUCGACAGGGAAAUUUAAGGCACUCUUGGACCAGCCGCGUCUUUAGUCUUCCCCUUUUCCUUUCAUUAUGACAGACUGUUGCUGACAUCAGCUGUUAUGGGAGGAUGCAUCUCCCUAGCUCCCAGACAGAUGCAUGUAGUUUUAUUAGAGAUUUGGCAUUUGCUUCCCCUUUUAGCUCUCAUGUCAGCCCUUAAUUAGGACAGCAAGGGGUGGGGGAGAGAAGGUUCUCCCUGAGAGGAAGAGGAGGUGGAACCAGUUAAUAUGUGGGCUUAGCUCAGACUUGGGGUUCUUUUUGGUUACUUUUCUCUCCUUGCUGGGACAAAAUAUCUGACUUGCAAAAUUAGACAGGAUGGCAUGGCUAAGGGCAACCCUUCAUGGCAGCAGCAAGAGACAGGAGCAAAAAGGGCAGAAGGGAAAAGCAUUAGCCUUCCCUCCUUUAUAUUUUGUGCUGGCUCCGCCCCUGGGUGAGUGCAGCACUCACACCACCAAUCCCAGCGCUACACGACAAACCAAUCACAAACCUUAGACUCAGCCGCCUCCAUGACUGCCUGAGGCUUUGGGGAACAUUUAAACACAAACCAUUACAGGGCUAGAAGACAAAUUCUAGUUCCCUUCACUCAGAGGGCCCAGACUCUGCUGAAGGCACCCUUAAAUGUGGGGACAGGCCAGGGGUGGUGCACAGCUGUAACCCCAGCACUCAGGAAACUGAGGCAAGAAGAUUGCUGUGAGUUUGAGGCCAGCCUGGGCCACGUGAUGAGUUCACAAGCCUAAGCUACAUAGUGAGACCCUGUUUCAAAAAAGUGAAAGAAAGAGAUAGAGAAACUUAGAAGCAGCUACAAACUCCUUUCCAAAAAAGUUGAAGUAGAAAGAAAUCCGUUUGUUUCCACCUUGCUAAUCCUUUUCUUUUUCACCUGUCUACAGGCCAGCCCUUCUCCCAUCUUCCCUCAUCUCCUUGGCAAAAGAACAUUUUCCCUCCGCCCAGUCUCUUGGCAUGUCUGUCGGACAACUUGCUGGUGGAUCCUGCUCUCCCCAGCUCCUCUGUGUCUAAAGCAGGACAGGGACAGGGGCCUUGUGAAGGGCUUGGUGCCCCUUCCCAGCCAGGGCUGGCAGGUGGAGAGCAAAGCCUGUGCUCCUGGUGACACAGAAGGGACAGCAGGGGGGGCAGCUCUAGGCAGCCACGGACAACAAAGGGGAUGGACAGAGCGACUCAGAAGGUGAAAGAGAUGAUUGCAGGGUCCCUUGCAGAAGGACAGGGGGACAUCCUGCACUUUUUGGGGUGGGGAGACUUGAGAAGGUUUGAGGCUCCUCCCUGGACCCCUGGCACCUGUCUCCCCUUCCGCUCCUGCUCCUGCCGGGUUGUUUACAGAGGCCACUCUCUGAACUCUUGCCCUCCUGGACUUGCCCUAGCUCUGGCCUCAGGCCUGUGGCCAGGCAGACACCCUGACAGGUUACAAAUGAGUGUGGGUGUGGGAUUGCACCGAGCUCUUGUGUUGGGAGUCAGUCGGGGGAGGAGAAUCAAUGGACUCCACCUAAGGGCUUCUCCACUGGGCCCAUCCAGCGACCAAGAGACAGAGGCAGGCACUUCCGGUCUCCCCUCCCCCAGGCCACCCCCACAGACUCAGGGGAGCACCAGAAAGGGGGGUGAGUUAGCAUUCCGAGCCCCAGAGAUAGCUCCACUCCAUCCUCCUGUCCUCUCUGCUAAGGAAGGCCCUUUAUUCUAGAACAUUCAUGGAUAUUUUUGAGUGUCCUUUCAGACUUAACUGGUUGUCACAUGGAUGAGCCCAGGCCUGGAGUUUUAAAUUUUUAUUUAUUUAUGUUUUAGGGGGGAGGAGAUGCUGGGAGGUGGAAGGGAACCAGAGGAAUGCAGGCGCUCCCCUAGUUUUAAACACCCUGGAAAGAGGCUAAAAAUUCCCCUGGCCCCUCUGCUGCAAAGCUCACCUGGCCUGGAGCUCCCACAGCUCCCUCCUUCUCUUCCCCCUUCCCCGGAGAGAGACAGCAGUUACGCAGUCUGAGUGAGUGAGCGGGCUCCUGCUAGGGAUGGCUCCAGAGAGAUAAAUACAUCGAGAAAGAUGAGUUGAUGGAUAGGUGGGGGACGAAUAUAAAUAUGGAGCGAGAUGGACGAACGGAGAGAUGGAUUGAGACAGAGAGGAUAUAAAGAGAGGCAGAGGGAGAGAAAUGGAGGCCGGAAUGCGGGGAGAGCGUUUAUGUGGAGAGACGGCAGAGGAAGGGGUUUCUCAUCCUCCCCGCCAGGCGUCCCCUAAUGCUUCCUUGAAAUGCCAUUUUUCCACCCGGGGCUGAAUGAAUUCUUCCCUGAAUUCUAGGCCUGCCUCUCGCACCCUGAGGUAUUUUUGCACCCCCCCCCCCCAUUCACAGCCAUCCAUUUGGCCCAGAAUAACACACCCUGGCCCGAACCCCUAAACACCUGCACCCCGAGACAAACAGGGGGGAAGGAUGCACAGAGUGGGAGUCUGGGGGGACCCAAGGGGGACGGGCUCCCCACCAGCCCUGGGGGGAGGCAUCUUGUGGAGUGAGAAGAGUAGGGGCAGCUGGGUUGAAUUUACCCCAAAUCUAAUAACCCAGGAGCGUAUUGAAGCCUUGGGGGCUGGGAGGGAGGCAAGUCUUGAAUAUUCUUCCAACUUUCCCCCUCCCUCUGGUCCCUUCUUUCCAAAAGUCUUUGAAGAAAGAUGUUUUUGACGCGUCCGUGUCGCUCUCAGAUGGAUGGGCUGUGGGUGAUUGAAGUGUCUUUGUCAUGCUAAUGCUUGGGGGGUGAUGGAUGGGCGCUGGGGCUGCCAAACUCUGGCCUGCUCAGCCCAUUGGCCUGGGAGCGAUCACAUGCGCCCCACCCCCACGGCCUACCCCUUCCUGGGGGACCGCUAACCCCGGCCGGCCGCCGGGCCAUGGAUGCGGGUCUCAGCGCGGUGACAUACUGCCGAAGGGUUGUAGGGCAAGAGGGUGUCUCCCCCACACGGGCCAACCCUCCUGCGGCCUCCACGCAUGGACUAUAAUAGGAUGAACUUCUUAGAGUACCCACUCUGUAACCGGGGACCCAGCGGCUACGGUGCGCACAGCGCCCCAACUUCUUCCUUCCCCUCCAACUCCUCCGACCAGGCGGUUGACAGCUACACAGGCGAGGGCCGUUAUGGUGGGGGGCUGCCCAGCCAGGCCCUCCAGCAGAACUCGGGGUACCCCGCCCUGCAGCCGCCUUCAGCGCUGGGGGUGCCCUUCCCCAGCUCAGCGCCCUCAGGGUACGCCCCCGCCGCCUGCAGCCCGGGCUUUGGGCCUGCUCAGUGUUACCCUCUGGGGACCCCAGAAGGAGACGGUGGCUACUUUCACCCCUCGAGUUACGGGGCCCAGCUAGCGGGCUUGCCCGACGGCUACGAGGCCGGCGCGGCGGGCCAGGGCCUUUACCCCGCGCCGCAGCCCCCCUACGCCGGCGAGCAUGCAGCCGGCUUCGCCCCGGCCUAUGGUCUCCUCUCCGAGGACAAGGAAGCCCCCUGCCCGUCGGAGGCCAGCACCCCCACGGCCCGCACCUUCGACUGGAUGAAGGUGAAGAGGAACCCCCCCAAGGCAGCCAAGGUGUCCGAGCUGGGCCUGGGCGCCCCCGGCGGGGUGCGGACCAACUUCACCACGCGGCAGCUGACCGAGCUGGAGAAGGAAUUCCACUUCAACAAGUACCUGAGUCGCGCCCGCAGGGUGGAGAUCGCUGCCACCCUGGAGCUCAACGAGACCCAGGUCAAGAUCUGGUUCCAGAACCGGCGCAUGAAGCAGAAGAAGCGCGAGCGAGAGGGCGGCCGCGGGGUCCUGGUCCCCCCAGGCGGCCCCAAGGAGGCGGCUGGAGACGCCUCGGACCAGUCUACCUGCACCUCCCCGGAGGCAUCGCCCAGCUCCGUCACCUCCUGAACCCCGAGCCCAGCGCCGGGAGCUGGAGCCCCAGCCCAGUCCUCUCCUAGGCACCCCAGCUUCACCGCCCUGGGGUCCCCUGCCAAGGCUGGGGCGCCAGCCUAGUGUGGCCUGGGGAGGGGGUGAGGGCCGGGGGAACUCGUCCUCAGGUCUGGGGGCUGACGGGGGUUGGGCCCAGAGGCCUGGAAGACACCCCACCCUGUCCAAGUGGAAGGAAGCAUGUCCACCUUGGGGGUCUGGGGAUCCGUUCAAGGUCAAAGCGUGGGCGGGGUGGGGUGGGGAGAAGGGUGGGAGCCUCCCUGCGGCUCUCUGCACUCUCCUUCCCUCCCAAGUCGGGUAAAUUCAGCACAGUGCCUUGAGCUCCGAGGAUUGUACUCAGGUCUCCUCUUUCUGGGCCAGACGUGGGGAGAGAGAGAGGGAGACAGUCCUCCUGCGUGAGAGCCGGUGUGUCACCACCAACCCUCAACCCUAAUCCUUAAUGUCGUCACCACAGACCUUACCACUGCACCAGCUGCCUUGCGAUGACCAAAAAGCCCCCAUGAGCCCCCUCCCGGCGCCCGCACAUUGGUUUUUGCACUAAUGCAGCUCCCUCCCCCCCAAGUUCUCUGUCUCCUUCCACUAGUGACCUCAUCAAGAAAUGGCCACAGGGUUUUAGAACCCUGUGCUUCCUCAGAAACUUCCAGAAUGCUGUGCAAGGCCUGCCCCCAGCAAGCCUCCAGCAGGAAGGGGUGGGCCUGCCCCCAUCCCACCCUACCCCCCUAUUUAUUGUCUCCUGGAAAAACCCAGGAACUCCUUCCCCACCCCUACCCCUGGGGGUGCAGCUGGGGAGGCCCAGGCCUGGGGACCACUGGCUCUCAGAGCCCCAGCUGGUGUCCUCUGAACUCUGGAGUCCUGGGAGACACAUUUGAGUUUCUGGAAAAUUGAGCCCCCAGCAGCCGGUUCGUCUGUACCUCCGACUACCUCAGUUCAAUAAAGCUCUG
This is a messenger RNA of Cavia porcellus (domestic guinea pig), 5162 nucleotides long. It is a transcript of the gene Hoxb1, whose product is annotated as homeobox B1. Gene Ontology annotation, molecular function: DNA-binding transcription factor activity, RNA polymerase II-specific; RNA polymerase II cis-regulatory region sequence-specific DNA binding. Gene Ontology annotation, biological process: regulation of transcription by RNA polymerase II. The transcript has 2 exons. The coding region runs from base 3277 to 4182 and encodes 301 amino acids. NCBI's taxonomy places the organism in Eukaryota, Metazoa, Chordata, Mammalia, Rodentia, Caviidae. Gene Ontology annotation, cellular component: nucleus. The record is from RefSeq and is a predicted model, not a curated record.